Messenger RNA from Amphiprion ocellaris (clown anemonefish), 1248 nucleotides. RefSeq names its product zinc finger protein 287-like. The transcript has 2 exons. Gene Ontology annotation, molecular function: RNA polymerase II cis-regulatory region sequence-specific DNA binding; DNA-binding transcription factor activity. Bases 92 to 1186 code for a protein of 364 amino acids. Lineage: Eukaryota; Metazoa; Chordata; Actinopteri; Pomacentridae. Gene Ontology annotation, biological process: regulation of transcription by RNA polymerase II. The record is from RefSeq and is a predicted model, not a curated record.
UCCUCCAGCAGCGGUAGUUUUGCUGAUGUGUGGACUGAGCUGAAGGACGGUUGUUUUGUCUUAUCUCAGAUUAAUAUUUGAUCACUUAAAGAUGAGUUCAGUCCAGAAUCUGAGAGAGUUGAUCAACCAGCGACUAACUGCUGCUGCUGAAGAAAUAUUCACAGAGUUUGAGAAAACCAUCGUCCAGUACGAGGAGGAGAUCGAUCGUCAGCGCAGACUGCUGGAUAACAUCUGGAAACCACAGAUAACACAACACACAGCAGAUCUCCCACAGCAACAUGUCUGGAAGGAGGAAGACAUUCUUGCUGAGCAGAAGGUCUGUAACCAGCAGAGGGACUCCAGUGUGGACCAGGAAGACCUAGAGAUUCCUCAGAUGAAAGAGGAACAGGACGAACUCUGCACAAGUGUUUUCCUGAAGGACCCAGAGUCUCUACAGAUUGGUAAAGAGGAACAGGAGAAACUCUGCACCAGUAUGGACCAGGGAGUCCCAGAACCUCCAAAGAUUAAACAAGACCAAGAUGAACUCUGCACUAAUCAGGAGGGAAGGCAGCUUGUAUUAAAGCAGGAAACCAAUACCUUUGUUGUGAAUCCUGCUUAUGAGGAAAGUGACUACAGUAAACCAGAACGAAGCAGAAAUCAGCUCCUCUCUCACAACUCUCCUGUCAGCGUGAAGAGAAAGAGGAGAAACAGCAGUCACAGUAACAAUAUAGACAACCCUCCAGUGUCAGAGAGUCAGUGUGAUACUGACACGGGGAAAAAGUCUGUAAAAUGUGGCAUCUGUGGAAAAAGCUUUAAGUACAUGAGCCAUUUAAAGAAACACUAUUUUAGUCACACAAGUGAGAAGCCAUACACUUGUGAAACAUGUGGGACAUGUUUUAAUCGCAGUGGUAGUUUGAAACGCCACAUGAUAACACACACAGGUGAGAAACCGUAUCCUUGCAGGAUAUGUGGAAAAAGUUUCACUUUAAAUCGCAGUUUAAAAAUCCACAUGCAGCUCCAUACAGGUGAGAAGCCAUAUUCCUGUGAAACAUGUGGGAAAAGUUUCAUUUAUAGUUCUUAUCUAAAAGUCCACAUGACGUGUCAUACAGGUGAGAAGCCGUACAGCUGUACCUUGUGUGAAAAAAGAUUUUGUUACCCAACAGCACUGAAAAAACACCUUAGAAUCCAUACAGGUGAGAGACCGUAGUAAGUAGUAAGGUAAUGGAUAAACCUGUAUCUGUUGGAGACAUAAAUUUUUGACUAGCUUGA